AUGAAAGAUAACUGUGCUGGAGCUAGAAAUGAGGAAGGCACUUCUAAAGAAGGUUGUGAAAUCCAAGUAACUGCUACGUGUUUUCAGCGAGAUUCUUAUAAGGAUGAAGUUAUCGUAUAUUUAUAUAUUAUUAUAACAAGUGGUCUACUCCUUACAGCUCUUACGAAAACUUAUAUAGAAAAAUGGUGGAAGAAAAUAAAUUCACCAUACGUUUAUUCUUCAAUGCAAAAUAGUUAA
Molecule: messenger RNA, 237 nt
Organism: Funneliformis geosporum
Lineage: Eukaryota; Fungi; Glomeromycota; Glomeromycetes; Glomerales; Glomeraceae
Source: the annotation of a GenBank genome assembly